Messenger RNA from Anopheles coustani, 3946 nucleotides. RefSeq lists its product as uncharacterized. Gene Ontology annotation, molecular function: protein binding; U2 snRNA binding. The coding region runs from base 215 to 3115 and encodes 966 amino acids. The record is from RefSeq and is a predicted model, not a curated record. The transcript has 7 exons. Gene Ontology annotation, biological process: mRNA splicing, via spliceosome. Gene Ontology annotation, cellular component: U2 snRNP. Lineage: Eukaryota; Metazoa; Arthropoda; Insecta; Diptera; Culicidae.
CUACGCAGGGCUGUUCUGCGAAGAGGGACAGUUUUCACACACGACUAGAGUAUUGAAGCUGCACAUGUAAAACAGUGUCCUUGGCGUAUUAGGGAUCUGGAAAAUUUGGCAUUAGGUGAUAACAAGAAAAAGGACAAACGAAAAGAGGUGAAACAGUGAAAAAUAUUUACAACACAGUGCCGUGUGAAGCAGUGGUCAACAAUUUUGCUGCAAAAUGGAUUUGGAGAUCGAUUGCCAGAAGCCCACGUUGGAUUUGGCUAAGAAAUGUCUGAAAAAAGUUCCGAAAAUGGAAGAUGCCCAGCAGUACAAAGUGCUGAUACUGGAUAACAACGAGUUGCAGAAGAUAGAUAAUAUUGAUUCAUAUUUGAACAUCGAAAAGUUAUCACUUUGCAAAAACCAACUUCUACGGAUGUACGGGGUAUGCCGAUUGCAUUGUCUACGGGAACUUAACCUUUCGUACAAUGGAAUCCUCACAAUAGAGGGCUUGAAAGACCUGAGUUAUCUGACACACUUGAAUCUGGAGUGCAACAAUAUCAAAACGAUUGAACAUUUGAACACCAACGUGAACCUUCAGUAUCUUAACCUGUCGGAAAAUAGUAUAACGAGCGUAUCGGAUAUCUCAUUUUUGAAAAAUUUAAAGGAGCUGCUUCUGAACGGAAAUCGUAUCUCACAUUUAAAACAAUGUGAUAAAUACUUACCUCAAUCAUUGGAAACAUUAACGCUAGCGAAAAACAACAUUGCUGAUCUGAAUGAAAUUUGCACCCUAAGUCAUUUAAAUAAUCUCAAUAGCAUCACAAUAGUUGAUAAUCCAUGUGUGCAAAUGUCUGGAAAUGCGGUGGGAUUCGAUUAUCGCCCAUUCGUACUAAACUGGUGUAUGAGUGUGAAGCAUAUCGAUGGCUUCGUCGUCACUGCCAUAGAGAGUCUGAAAGCGGAAUGGCUUUACAGCCAGGGACGUGGUCGUCAGUUUCGAAUAGGAGAACAGACCGCGUUGGCCCGAUAUUUGAGCAGUGUAUGCCCAUUGUCCGGCGAGGCGCUGGAAAACCAAAACGAACGGAAACUUCGGCUUAUCCUGAGCAAAGCACAGCAGCAUCAACGGGCACUUCAGGAGCAAACGUCCCUCGGUGGUGGAGGUGGUGGUGGUGAAGGUGGCAAUCAAUCGGCUAACAAUUCACCCUCUUCCUUACGCCGCAAAGGUCAAGCCACACGGAUUCAGUCACCUCGAGUGUCGCGUCUCAGUGGGCGCCAAAAUUCACCGGAUGCAAUGUCAAACAGUUACCAUGGCAACUUGUCGAACAAUUCAAUGUCAUCGGGGCACAGCGAGAGUAGCUCUGGUGGUUCACAAUUGUUUGAGUUAACUCGAUCGCUGAUCGACAACAUUACGUCGGACAGCAACAUUAUGUCGCAAAGCUUGGAUCCAACCAUGUUGGCCAAUAGCAACGGCAGUGCAAUGCCCACGGCGGCUGGUGCGGGAAGUGGUGUACCGAAUGUAAUGCAUGAAAGCAUUGUGUUAAGCAAACAGCUGCCACCGAUAACGAAUCAAUCGCACAGUGGACUUUACAACGAUCAACCAACAUCGUCGCCUAUUGUGAUGAGUGGUGGACCACUGACGGUUGCAUCGAAGAUGGUUCCGGUACCAGAGUCUUUGAUGAGUCCGGACUGCGGUCCCACCACAACUACUGCAGCCAGUAUCGUGCACCGAAAUAUGCAACAUUGCAACCAGCAACCUCAACCGCAAACCCCGCAGAUACCAAAGGCUAUCAAAACCAAAGACACGAAUCGUUCUACAAACCAAACCAGUGGAGGAAUUCCUGUUGCCUACUCGGCAACAAAGAGUGGCAGUCCGCGGGCAUCGAAACGCACCAAUAGCAGUGAACGUUCAUCGCCAUCCCUCUCGCCAAGAAAGACUCUCAACAAUCAUAGUGGUAAUGGCAGCAACAGCCAUUCCAGACCCGUGUCCGCACAGUCGAAGCAUUCCGCGCACGUCGCAACAGCAACGCCAUCGGAAGGAGGUUCCAGCAAUGCCGUAAGCUCGGACGACGACAGUGAGGCGAUCAACAUUGACAAACUUCGUACUAUCCGGCACAAGGCGGCACAGCAAACUCAACAGCACCACCAGCACCAGGCACAGUUCGCUAGCGUGGUGGUGGCUAAAAUAAAGGAGAAAGAAUCCACCGCCCAACACUGCACAACGGACGCAGUGGGUGAUAAUAAGGCGACGGAAAAUUCCGCCAUCAUCAUACAGAAACUUUGGCGCGGUCACAUUGCACGAAAGCGGACACGUGAUCUAGUGGAAAAGCUCUUCCACAAACGUACGAACGAUCACAUUUUACAGCUGACGAAGGAUAUGCAGGUUACGAAGCAGCAGUUGGAGUCCGGUCGCAAAAUACAGCAGCUGCAAAUGAAGGCUUUGCGGCAGCUGUGGCGGAAGGUGUCAACAAUGAACCCAUCAGGACAAGCGCCCGCCAACGGUGGCAGCUCGACGGGUCAGCUACAGCAGCAGCAGCAACCUUCCCUGCCGGAAGAGGAAGAGGAGGAAGAAUGUGCACCGUUGGGGGUGGCUGGUGAAACCGUGGACAAUACGAACACCCUGCAGGAUCUCUCCAAAUCAUGCUCGAUGCUGAUGAACCAAGUGCAGCAGUUGCAGGGGGCGGUGCGGGAUAUCGUCAGUUGUAUGCAGUUCCUGGUGCACGUACCGCAAGCGGCCAACAACAUGCCCCCGAAUUGUCACGCUACGGCCACAUCUACGCAGUGCGAUAGUGAAACGCAAACGGAAAUUGUGGCCGUGAAUACACCGCAGACCGAGCAGCUGUUAGAACCCUUCCCUUUUGGUAAGACGGCCGGGGGAUUAACGGGCAGUUCGUCCACCAGUAAACUUGCCCGACCGUCGACGCUGCCAAUCAGUUCUUCGGAAACAUCACCAAAGCUAGCCGUGGCACAAGAAAGUAAAGGCAGUGUAGAGGAAAGCCCUCUGGUGCCAAGGAUGCAGGAAGCGGAUCGUGGAAAUGAGGAGGAAAACGACGAUGGCGAACAGAAGGAACGGGAUGAAAAAGAGACGGAUGAAGUGUUGCAAACGGCAACGCAUUCCGCAGACGCUACAUCCGCCGAACGACAGUAAGUUGCAUCUUUUGUCCUCGAAUGUGGUGGCUGUACAUUUUUUUUGUGAAGGUUGGUGACAGGCUUCAGUUGCAUUUGUUGAUUAUUUCUAAGCUAUUUAUCUCUACGGCGGCGAAUAUUAAAUUCUGCUCUUAUACUAACUCUGAUAUAACUAGCUGCAGAAGAGGGCUUUUAAUACAAUCAUUCCAUCAUGUGUGAUUUAAUAAUUUGGUUUCAUUGGUAGUGACAAUUUAUAACACACCCUUAGCAAGAUAACGUUGAGGUACAUUCCCAGCUCAAAUGGCCAUGUGUACAUUUUGCAUUCUGAACAAACAGCAUGUUCGUUUGUAGCUGGUUUGUAAAAAAAAACGAAACGAAACGAUGACCACCGCGCGCUGAAUGGCCAACAAUAAUUUGCCACUCGAUUUGGUCUGAUCGAUGAUGUUGGUGAUGAUGAACUAAACUAUCUUUACAUUUUAAGUCCCAGUUCCAUACACUACAAGUGCCUGCAUUCUACUUAGUUGCUUGAAAAUAAGAACGACACGAAGCGAAUGGAGUUCGUAGGUGGUCGCGCGUGAGGCAGGAGGUGAGCCCAUUUGUCGCUCUAAUUAGCACUUAAUUUUUAACCUACCGGUAUUAGCAGAAUCAGACGACGAUCAAAAGAUAGAUGGUUCUCUCGAUGGUUCAAUAGUUAUUCAAAGCCGAUCCUCACGAGUUGAUGUAGAUCGUUAUUGCUGCAAUAGCACUACAUUUAUAACCAGGUCUGCCCUUUUUCACAUAGUAAAAAGCGCGUGCAAAACGCCUGUAGGUGAAAGUUUUUAAUAUAACCAAUGAUCGCUACGGGAUCGUUCUA